AGGGAGUCAGAGAGACAGAGAGAGAGAGGGGGGAGCGGAAACUGCAGAAGAGAAGGAGCCCAGCUGGAAACGGCGGGCCAAGGGGAAAGAGGCAAGGCAAGACACUGAGGAACGAGCAACCCUGACCAGGGAAGCGUUCCUGAAUAUGGUUUCGAGUUUUCGUGUCUCAGAGCUUCAAGUGUUGUUAGGUUUUGCUGGUCGUAACAAAAGUGGUCGCAAGCAUGAACUCCUUGUGAGAGCACUACACCUUUUAAAGAGUGGCUGUAGUCCAGCUGUUCAGAUCAAAAUUAAGGAACUGUACAGACGACGUUUUCCUAGAACUAUUGAAAGCCUUGCUGACUUGUCAGCUAUAAAAUCUUCCGUUUUCUCUUUGGACAAUAACCUGUCUAGUGACUCUGAGUUGACCUCGGGGAUUGCGCAUUCUUCGGCAUCCACAUCAGCCACACCUCAGACUUCAUCUCCAUUGGUUAGCUCUGUGCUGCUACAUGAGACGAAGCCAAAUAUAGAAAUGCAAGAGGCUUCUCCCUCCAUCCAUCCUGUCCAUCCAGAUGUCCAACUGAAAAGCAUACCCUUUUAUGACGUGCUGGAUGUGCUUAUUAAACCGACAAGUCUAGUGCCAUCAAACAUUCAACGAUUCCAGGAAAAGUACUUCAUCUUCGCAUUGACUCCUCAACAAGUAAAAGAAAUAUGCAUUUCUAGGGACUUUUUGCCAGGCGGAAGAAGAGACUAUAUUGUGCAGGUUCAGUUGAGGUUUUGUCUCGCAGAGACGAGCUGUCCGCAGGAAGACAAUUAUCCUAAUAAUUUAUGUAUAAAAGUAAAUGGAAAACUUUAUCCACUACCAGGGUUUACGCCACCACCUAAAAACGGUGUUGAACAGAAGCGACCUGGUCGGCCUUUAAACAUCACAUCGCAAGUUAGACUCUCAUCGGCUGUACCCAAUCAAAUUUCAGUUUCUUGGGCACCAGAAAUGGGAAGAAAUUAUUCCGUGUCUGUGUUCUUGGUGAAGCAACUGACAUCUGCUGUAUUACUGCAGAGGCUGCGGAACAAAGGCAUUAGGAAUUCUGACCAUUCCAGAGCACUUAUUAAAGAAAAGCUGACUGCAGAUCCUGAUAGUGAGAUUGCAACUACAAGCCUAAGAGUUUCGUUGAUGUGUCCCUUGGGGAAGAUGCGGCUGAUAGUCCCUUGCCGUGCAGUAACCUGUACACACCUACAAUGCUUCGAUGCUGCCCUCUAUCUUCAGAUGAAUGAAAAGAAGCCCACGUGGAUUUGUCCAGUGUGUGAUAAAAAGGCAUCCUAUGAUAGUUUAAUAAUAGAUGGUCUGUUUAUGGAAAUCCUGAAUUCUUGCACAGAUGUAGAUGAGAUUAAAUUCCAAGAAGAUGGCUCCUGGUGUCCGAUGAGGCCCAAAAAGGAAUCUUUAAAACUACCCAACUCACAAUGUACAAAAGUUGAACUUUCAUCAACUCCAAACGUAACUAACAAGACUGCUUCUGCAGUGUCAACCAGUGAAGCAAAUAUCAAUAAGAAGGUUGAGGUUAUAGACCUCACCAUUGAAAGUUCGUCUUCUGAUGAGGAGACAGAACCUCCACUAAAGAAGAGGUGCUUAUAUCCAGCAGAUACAGAGGACACUGCCAGUAAAGGGGUCCUUGCCUAUCAGCCACCUGCAGUUCGAUUGCCAAAUGUCACGACUGUUGAUACAAGUUUUCUGCCUCAGUUGGCAGACUAUCCAGCCACAUUCCAUCACUCAACAAUGGCCCUUCCACCUGAGAUUCAAAAUUUGGACUUUUUCUCAUUGUUUCAGAGUGAUCCUCAGUACUGUCAAUCUAUAUUUCUGGACAAUCUCUCCACUGCUGUUGGAUCACCGACUAUAACACCCACCACUGUGGGUGGAAGCAUCAUCUCAUCAACCCAGCAUCAUGAGGGCAGCGGAAGCAGCAACAGUCGAGCAGAAACUGGGGUGAUAGCAGGAGCCGGAGGAGGCAGCAGCAUACCAGACAUCAUCUCUUUAGAUUGAUAAAUUUUGCAUAGACUUGAUUUUGUAUUCAGGAGCUGGAUGGGGUGGUUGAAGGGAAGAAGAAUGAAAUAGCAGUCACGCUGCAGCCAAGAACUCAAUUUCAACACUUUGUGCAUUCUCCACAAUGCUACCACUUUUUUGUUUUCAAAGUAUCAAAAACUUUGUUGACUGGCAGCAUUCAGAGUGCUGGUGCAGCACUUCCUUGGAAUGAGAACAAAAAUGGAUGACCGAAAUGGAGUCUGAAAUCCUUAGCUUGAAUGAGCUUGAAGUCUGAUGGAAGCAGAAGACAAAAUUGUAAUAUUUUGUUGCGAUUAAUGUAGUGUAGUUCCAUUUACAGCCACUGUUGAAGUUCACAGCAAUUUUUUAUUCUUCUAUUGACUGAAUUUUCAAGGUGCCCCUUCCAACCCAAAAUAUAUGCAUCGUCUCUGUAACAGUUCAAAUAAUUGGUGCUUUAUUGUGAAGUAUACUAUACCCUUGGUUACUGUGAGGAAUUCCUUUGUUUCACAGUUGCUGAGGUGUUAAAUACUGUAAUUCUGACUCAAAUGCAAUAACUGAGCCAGAUGUUGAGAUCUUUAGUAUAACAUAUUGUAGUAGCCAGUUCUGAGAUGUAAUUCUUUAUCAAUGAUUGAAUUACCUAUAAGCAUGUACAGUGUUUCUAGGAUGGAGAAAAUACACUUUUUUAAAUGGUUUGCAUUCCUUUUGUAAUUUUAAUGCAAUUUUCUUGGGAAAAGCAGGGAGUAAGCAAACAAUCUGUACUUCUGGCAAACACUGCAUGGUCUUGAUUAAAAUUAGGAAGAAUCUGAUUUCAGUACCUGUUGAUCUCGUCGAUUUUGAGACAAUAUCAGUAUGAAGUAAUGUCUCAGUGAUUCAGAAGAGAAAAUCCAGAUACUGCUGUUUAGAAGUGGGGAGAAAAGAAACUGUAGGCAAGAUUUAUUUAGAUAUGCACUGUCCAAUUUAAUAUCUUGCUGGCAGUCACUGUCUGGUCUCCUACACACAAAUGGAAAUGCAGAUGAGGUAAAUGGACCACCAAUUGUGGACAACCUCCCAUUCCUCUACUCUUAUGGAUUAAGAUAGGAGAAAAUUAGAAGUAGUAAAAUUUAAUCAUUAAAUCGUAUACACUUGGAUUACUUCCUCUUGCCGUAUGUCACUGCCCUUCAUUUGAGCCUGAAACGUUGAUGAAUCUGAUCUGAAAGGGAGAUUUGUAUUUCGUGUUAUGGGGGCCAGAUUGGAGCAGAACCUGAAGUUACACAAUAUUUGUACAAAUCCUAAUAGAGUUGUUUAGUUACAGCCAAGCCCUGGAGUUUGAUUUGGAUUUGGAUUCCAAUUCUGCGUUUCAGAAAAGUAACAAUUCUGACCUGGAAGUGCUUAGUACUUGAAAGCCAGGGCAUGCUGAAUAGUUGGUUAUCUUUAGUUUCUAGGUCACUUAAUAAUCUAGUGUGGAUAAAUGCACCAUGUGCUGUAGUAAACAAUGUAGUCCAGAAGGUUCAAGGUACAAUUUCUAGUCAAUCCUGAGCUUGUUGAUCACAGCCAGGCUAUUUAUUGUGAUAUUUUGAUUGGUCUCAUCUCUAAGCUAAAUGGGAGUACUCAUUUAAUGUCCAUUAAAUGAAUCCUCCAAAAUCUGCCCUGGUGAAUUAGCCUUGGAUAACAUCAGAGCAGCAGUGUUUGCUCUGCAGUUUUCUGUGACAGAAGAUGGUGCCUUUGAAAUCGCAUCCCAGUAAUAGUGCCUUCAGGAGAGAAUGAUGGAGUUAGCAAAAAAGGCUUUUAUUAAUUUGGUUGAACGUAAUAAAUUUAUUUUUGAAAUUAUGCAAUUCUUAAAAAGAUCAUCUUGGCUGCAUUGACUGGGUCAAAAUAGGUCAAACCUAUUUUUCAUCUACUUAAAGUAGGGCAAAGCAUUUAUCUAAAGAUGUUUUCUGAAUUUUUUUUAGAGAAAGCUCUGAUUCCUUUUAAAAGAAAGUUAAUAUUUUGAAGCAAUUGAUGUUGUCUCUUUUGUUCUGUCAUGGGAUUUGAAAUAAAGUUCUUGUGCCACUAUUUUCUUCUAUGCUAAAGAAGCUUGUAGUGUUAUGUAAAUUCGGGACCUAAAAACUAAAACAUGUUCUCUGAAGCCUAAAAUCUGCCUCUGUUCUUUGAGAUGAUGUUUUUUUUCUUUGGGGGUGUGUGUGUGUGUGUGGUGCUCCAGUUUUCUUAAAAAAAAGUGUUACUGGGACGUGGGUAUCACUUUCUAGGCCAACAUUUAUUGCCCGUCACUAAUUGCCCUGGACAAGAUGUGCUAAACAUUGAGUUGUACCUUUGUUUCCCUGUGGCUUAAAUUAUAAAAUUUAGUGUUAACUUAUAUUUGCUUUAAUGCAUAAAUCUUUCUUUGAAAUUGAUGCAAGAAAUGUCAGCACAUGACCUUGCAAAUGUAGGAAUGUAAAUCAGCCACUGGUAGGCCUGCUGUGCAAUGACUGAAAUAAUUCUUGGAAGCCAUAACUGAUUGGAAUAUGCCGUACUGCCACAGUGUAUUUAGAACACCCUGUUGAUUGGUUACAAAGUGCCUGUACUUGCAUCACGAUUCCAUUUAUUAUUAUAUUUUGAUGCAACAUCAAAUCAUUAGGUUGUAAACAGUUGGAAGAUGUUGAAUAAUGCAGUUUCUGAAUUUUCUGGCCUGUUUGGUAUAGCUUCCAAUUAAUAUAGCUGGUUGUGAGGGUUAAGGGCAAACCUAAUCAAACUAUCUGAUAAAUUCUCAGAAAUAUGAACAUUUUACCCACAUGACCACUUGUGAAAAAAAACUUCAUUACAGUACUGAGAUUGCAUCUAUUCCAUAAUGUUGUGUUAUAGCAGUUUUGUGUCACAUAUGCAUUACAUCAACUCAAUUUUGUAAUCCUAAAAAAGCUUUAAAUCACAAUGUAAUUAAUAUGCAAAUAAAAACAUGCUACUAAAGCUAUUUACAAGUUUACUGCAUAGCACCUGAGGGCUCUUGAUUGAUUGCUUUACUAAUUUGAGUCCUUGUUACUUAAUUUCAAAACAUUUACGAGAGGUUACAUUUUUAGCAUUUUCUGUUUAAAAUGUCUGUAACUUUUUUUUGAGAGAGAGCUGUGCCUCAGAAGUUCAAGAAUCUUGAGUCCAUACAGGUUCCCAGAUCCAUUAGCUAUUGGCGGAAAACAUUCCAUCUCAUGGAUCCGCUUCCAGUAUGCAGCUAUUCUUUAACUCCAGAAUCCAUCAUUAGCAACGUACAAUCCCGUUUAAAAGCACAUAAGUCUCCAGGAAAUCAGAUUUCUGGAAAAAGAACAUUGUUGUACUGAAAAAUACAGAACAAUCCAAACAACACUUCAGGGCAAAAUUAGUUCAUCUUAAAAUUACAGUGAACAAGGAAAAUAAGAGCAGCGAGGAAGCAGGUCUUUGCAUUUUUGUGCUACAUCUCGGAACAGUUGAAGGAAGUGGUUUAAAAUUUGUUGAUAUGAACAAUGAUUGUAAGUUUUGUUUUAGAGAAGUUCUGAAUAAAAGUUCUGAAAUUAAA
Molecule: messenger RNA, 5504 nt
Organism: Hemiscyllium ocellatum (epaulette shark)
Lineage: Eukaryota; Metazoa; Chordata; Chondrichthyes; Orectolobiformes; Hemiscylliidae
Gene: pias2
Product: protein inhibitor of activated STAT, 2
Exons: 14
Coding region: 146-2011 (621 amino acids)
Biological process (GO): regulation of transcription by RNA polymerase II; protein sumoylation
Molecular function (GO): SUMO ligase activity; transcription coregulator activity; zinc ion binding
Source: RefSeq, a predicted model, not a curated record